Messenger RNA from Phragmites australis (common reed), 1530 nucleotides. Its product is annotated as peptide chain release factor PrfB3, chloroplastic-like. The transcript has 6 exons. Gene Ontology annotation, molecular function: translation release factor activity. Gene Ontology annotation, biological process: translational termination. The coding region runs from base 157 to 1356 and encodes 399 amino acids. The record is from RefSeq and is a predicted model, not a curated record. Lineage: Eukaryota; Viridiplantae; Streptophyta; Magnoliopsida; Poales; Poaceae.
GGGCGUCGGAUGAGGCGCGUGUGAGCCACACCGCCAGGCUGCGCCUCCCCUCCGCCGCACAACCUCACCGGCCACCACCUCCUCUUAAGCCGCGAACGGGCUCGCUCGCGUCCGCGUCCCGCCGGCCAACCACCACCUCGCUCUUUGCCACUGCCCAUGGUAGCGGCGGCCUCGCCGGCGGCGUGCGCGAGGGCGUCGGCGUCGGGCCCCCGCGCCGCCCGCCUCGCCGCCCUCCCGGGUGACGGCGCCGCCGUCUACAAGGAGCUCGGUUUUUAUUCCUUGAAAAAGAGGAUUGAAGAUGCAGUUGUCCGGGUUGAAAUGACUGCCUCCAGUGCACUGGAGUUUGAAGAAGCAAGGAGAAUUAAACAAGAAGAGGUAUUGCGGAAGCGUAAUUUGUGGGACAAUCCAGCUAAGUCGUACGAGUCGCUUUCUGCUCUAGCCGAUGCCAUCAGGGUGGUCGACCAUCUCAAAGACCUUCGCUUUAAGGCUGAAGAGGCGAAGUUGAUUAGUCAACUAGCAGAGAUGGAUGCCAUAAAUGGUGAGCUAUUUAAGCAAGCAUACAAAUCCUCUAUAGAUGCUAGCGAGUAUCUAGAUCGUUACCAGAUGUACAAGCUUCUUAGGGGUCCGUAUGAUAAGGAGGGAGCUUGUAUUAUUGUCACUGCAGUAUCAGAGGGCGUUGCAUCUGAGCUAUGGGCAGAGAAGCUCUUUGGCAUGUAUACAAGUUGGGCACGGAAGCAGGGCAGCAAGGUUGGAUUGAUUGAGAAGAUUGCAUUAACAAGUGAUCAUGUCUGGUCUGCAGCAAUGGAGAUUGAAUCAGAGUACAUGUUUGGCACCAUUUCUGGAGAAAAAGGAAUGCAUCGGAUGAUCUACCCCUCCCUUGAAAAUUCUGGCACUUAUCAGGCCUUGUCAGCUAGAGUCGACAUAAUUCCCCUCUUCUUGGAUAGACCAGUUAACCUUCACUUGGAUGAAGAUGAUAUGGAGAUCUCUCCCUCAACAUCUGAAUAUAAAAAGCGAGAUAGCAGAAAUGGUGCUGCUGUUAGGAUCCAACACAUACCAAGUGGAGUCACUGCAGAAAGUUCAGGUGAGAGAAGCUACUUUGCAAACAAGUUAAAAGCCACGAGUAGAUUGAAAGCAAAGCUCCUUUUAAUAGCUAGAGAAUUGAGAGUAUCGGACACGAAGAUGAUCAGCAAACAGGCUAUAGAGGAUAGGUGCAACCACGAAACACGAAGAUACACAUUCGGGCCUCAGAAAUUGGUCCUUGAUCUCAACACAGGCGCCCAAUUAUCAGACUUGAACUCGGUCCUGGAAGGCGAUAUCGAACCGUUCAUCCGAGGCCGUAUUAUUUCCAGACAAUGAUGGUACACCAAGAUCUCAACAACUGUUUGAUAUGUUGUCUCACUGCGAUUCUGUACAUUUAUUUCUUUUCUCUUACAGACCACACCACAUUAAUUUAGAUAACCUCUGUAAAAUGCAUCACAUUUCAAGCCAAAAGGCAUGACACCAGGUAUACAAAACAUCAACUUCUUAGCA